GCUCUAGAGGCCACCCUUGGAUUGACCGUCCGAAGAGCAAUAGACUCUAGGGUUGCAACAACCGUCUCUCACUCUUGACUUGUUAAGCGUCUUAUCAAGCAUCUGCCACGUCUGCUGCUUUAGCUUGGGAGUCCGUCGAGGGGUAGAGUGAUUGAUCGCCCCGCCAGGACCAGGCCCGACAACAGCAUCCAAGAUGUCUCCUGUCCGGACCGUUGAGAAUGCCAGUGAGGAAUACACCUAUAUCAUCUGCGGAGGCGGCACUUCUGGCUGUGUGAUCGCCGGGCGGCUGGCUGAGGCCUUCCCCAGCGCCACCUCCGACGUCUCGAUCCUGGUCAUCGAGGCCGGGCCGGACUCGACAGGCCACCCGCUCAUCACCAUGGUCGGCGGCCUCUUCCAGGCCAUGGGCGGCGAGCUGGACUGGGCGCUCGAGACGGUACCGCAGGAACACCUCGACCAGCGCGUGCUGCAGCUCAACCGUGGCAAGUUCCUGGGCGGCAGCAGCGGCUUCAACGGCACGCUGUGCAUCCGCGGGUGCAAGGCCGACUACGACGACUGGGAGCUCGAGGGCUGGACUGGCGACGACAUGUUCCGGUACAUGCAAAAGGCCGAGACGUUUCACGGCAAAGCCUGGUUCAAGGCUGCGGACGGGUCCCACGGCACGAACGGGCCCCUGCACGUCGAACCACACGACACGGCGCCGAUCUCGAACCACGUCUUGGAGUCCCUGCGGGACAGGGGCUUGCCUCUGGUCGACGACAUGUUCACCACGGGCGAGGCGGCACAUGCCUGCGGACAUGUCCCUCGGACGGUGCAUGACGGCGUGAGGACUUUUAGCACGGACUACCUGAAGGGUCACGAGGAUCGGGUGGAUAUCGUGGUGAAUACCGUCGUCGACAAAAUCAUCCUUGAGAGCGUUGGAGGCAAGGUGGUGGCGACGGGCGUUGAGGUCGUCGACGGUUCCGGGAAGAGGAGAGUGCUGAAGGCUGGCAAGCAGGUCAUACUAUCUGCAGGUGCGUACUGCUCGCCGACCAUUCUGCUACGCUCGGGCAUCGGGCCCAAAGAAGAGCUCGCGCAAUUCGGCAUCGACUGUAAAGUCGACUCUCCCGGCGUGGGCAAAAACUUCCAAGACCACCUGGUCGUCUUCGUGCCGUACGAGGUCACGCAGCCGAACCUCACUAACGACCGAUUCAUCCACCACGCCAAUGGCCUCGCAAACUCCCUGUCGACUUACCAGAGUUCUCGAUCCGGCUUCUUUUCCACAUUCCCUUUCGGUGUUUUCGCGUUGGCCCGACUCGGCGACGGGUUGAACUCGUCCGUCCUGUGGCGGGAGCGGUCGGCCGCAUCGCCUGGGACGACACGAGACGCUGCCAACCUUACCCCACAGCAAGCCCACGUCGAAUACAUGCACACCGAGCUGUAUUCGGGCCACGUCCACGGCUACCCAAUCCCGUUGGAGGGAAAGCAUGGCUUCGAGAUGAUGACGCUGCUGUUUAGCCAGCAAAGCCGCGGCACAGUUGCCCUACGCUCCACGAACCCGCACGACAAGCCCGUCAUCGACCCCCGCUACCUGUCUGACCCGCUCGAUCUGCUUAUGUUAACCGAAGGCGUGCGCUUCGCUCACUCGAUCGUGACAUCCGGCUCCGGCACCAAGGGCAUCGUCGCCCCAGGCGUGUGGAUGGCGGGUCCCAAGUACGCGGCGCUCGGAUCCGAAACGACCAGGGAGGACUGGGAGCCGUAUGUGCGCCAGUACAGCGCGACGGCACACCACCCGGCGGGCACGUGUCGAAUGGGGAAGGACGGCGAUGCGAUGGCGGUAGUGGAUGAGAAGCUGCGGGUCAGGGGCGUCAAGGGGUUGAUGGUCGCGGACUGCAGCAUCAUGCCGAGUCUGAACGGCGGCCACACGCAGAUGCCGGCUUAUGCAAUUGGGGAGAAGGCCGCAGAGAUGCUUAUCGAGGCGUCCGAAACAAACGUUUAGACCAACCAUUUGAAGACUUUGUGUCGAGUAAUUGCCUCGUUGGAACAAUCCCAGACCGC
Messenger RNA from Cladophialophora immunda, 2034 nucleotides. RefSeq lists its product as uncharacterized. NCBI's taxonomy places the organism in Eukaryota, Fungi, Ascomycota, Eurotiomycetes, Chaetothyriales, Herpotrichiellaceae. The transcript has 4 exons. The coding region runs from base 194 to 1975 and encodes 593 amino acids. Gene Ontology annotation, molecular function: oxidoreductase activity, acting on CH-OH group of donors; flavin adenine dinucleotide binding. The record is from RefSeq and is a predicted model, not a curated record.